ACAGCUGCCCUCUGUUAUAACUGGCGCAGUUCCUGUAACUUUCACAGAGAAAUAAGAUGUCAGCCUCAGAUGGAGCAAGCCAGCAACGGGGAAAAUUUCGUCAAGAUAUGGAGACAAUUCUAGAUAAAGCUAGUAAAAUGUCAUCAGACGAGUUGAUGUUUUCUUAUGAAGGGUUUCUGUACCCAAGUUUAGUCUGCUCUAAGGAGACAAUUGAGGCUUUAAAAUCUUUUGAAGCCAGAGAGGACGACUUGCUGAACGUAACGUAUCCCAAAUGUGGAACUAAUUGGGUGAUCCAGAUUUUGCGUGAAAUGGUGUACUCACUUAACAAUAAAGAGUCAUUAAUAGAUCAAGCAAUUAUUGAAUUAAUAAAGCCUGAUAUAUUGCAGAACCUUAAGAAUAUUCCUUCACCAAGAGUUUUGUCGACACAUUUUUAUUACGAUGCCAUUCCAAAUUCUUUUUUGGAGAAGAAAGUAAAGAUGUUGGUAGUUUUUAGAAACCCAAAAGAUGCUGCUGUCUCCUAUUUCCAUUUCUAUAACAACAACCCAGUGCUGCCCAAUUACAGUUCUUGGGAUGUGUUUUUCCAGCAUUUUAUCAGUGGAAAAGUGUUCUGGGGGUCAUAUUUUGAUCACGCCGUUGUCUGGAACAAGCACAUUGAUGAUGAAAAUGUUCUGCUUUUGACAUUUGAAGAAAUGAAAGAAGAUCUACCUUUACAACUGAAAAAGAUUUCUGAUUUUUAUGGGCUUGCUUUGACGGAUGAGCAAAUUCAAUUGGUUGCAAGCAAAACUACCUUUACUUCAAUGAAAGAUAAAUCUAAAACCACACAUGGAAAACUUUCAGAAGCUUUCUUUCGAAAAGGAGAAAUUGGGGACUGGAAGAGCCUUUUUACAGAAGCACAGAGCAAAGAAGUGGAUGCAAAAUUUGAACAGUACCUUGGAGGAACAAAACUAGGAGAAAAGUUGAAAUAUAAGAAAUAUUGUACAUUUUAGAUUAUAUUAUAAAAUUAUUCCUUUCAGAGAGAGAGAAGAUGAUUCUGCAAGUUCUUAAUCAUCAUUUUAUAUUAAAGAAACUAUUAUAAAGAA
This is a messenger RNA of Bombina bombina (fire-bellied toad), 1079 nucleotides long. RefSeq names its product sulfotransferase 6B1. The transcript is spliced from 7 exons. Gene Ontology annotation, cellular component: cytoplasm. Bases 57 to 986 code for a protein of 309 amino acids. Gene Ontology annotation, biological process: sulfation. Gene Ontology annotation, molecular function: sulfotransferase activity. The record is from RefSeq and is a predicted model, not a curated record. NCBI's taxonomy places the organism in Eukaryota, Metazoa, Chordata, Amphibia, Anura, Bombinatoridae.